AGCAUUAUGUUGCCCGGAUAUGCGGAGAGAACCCUCGAUACUAUCCGAAUAUGCAGGGAUACCCUUGAUACUGCCCGCAUAUGCGGGGUAGAUUUCUCAAUACUAUCCGCUAAGACUGUACAAGGGACACAGUCUAGCUCCACGACUCUAGGCGACUAUAUGUUCCCAGGAAGGACGGUCAAAUUGGAAGAGUACCUGAAGGAGAGAUCAUGAUUCCCCCUCGUUACACUCGCCGCAAGUUCGUGCCACUCACCCUCUUGGAGAAGAUAUUAAUUGCUGGGUUGUUGGAGAUGGUUUAACAAAUCGGUGAAUUACACGAAUGACGUGGAACGGAAGAGGAGUAAUCAAGAUAUGAUCACAACCAGUGUUACCAGCUGCUUCUGAAGAAAUUCUGAGGGAAAUUCUAUGGAUUUGAUGAGGAAUGAAGCGCGUUGUGUCCCUCCCCGCCCUAACAUGGUUCUUAUCCCUCAUCAUUCCAUCCCUCUCCCGGAACCUGUUUGUCGAUUACUUCAUGACAUCAGAGACCCAGUACCUAAAUUCUAGGUGUUGCAAAUCAGAUAACACCGACCUCAUUGUCAUACACCCAGAAUCUUCGCUGGAGAACACCGAAUCACUUUUCCUAAACUUUACAAUAAACAGAAACCUACUACGCCACACCAGAGAAAAGUCACUCUGCAGCGCAGAGCUGCGUCUGUACCAACAGGGACAGUCUACACGGCAACCCCAACGGAUAGAGGUCCUCCUUAGGGGACUCUACGUUCUGGACAGUAAACAGCUGGGCCAAAACGUCCGGGGCUGGAAGAAUUUCAAUGUGUACGACGCUUUUAUUGACGAUAACUCGCUUCCUGAGGAGUUAGUAAAAGAUACACGAAACAAGGUUCUGAUACGUUUUGAAGUAAGGCCUCACAAGUUGGACUUGCAGAAGAACUUGCUGCCCCAUUUCAAAUCAGGAAUUAUCGGCGAACACAAGCCAAGAAUAUUUCUGAAAAGUUGUAGACAGUCUAAGAGGAAAGUUGUCAACAACUUUACUCGAAGGUACGACAACGCCCGAACUCCUGCCAGCAAAUUUAAUGAACCAAGUUACUGGCUGAGCCCUGAUGACCAGGAUGAGGGUAAGUGUGGGGUGCGACUCCUUUACCUUCAGUUUGAUAAAGACAUGUCCAUACCCUCCAUCCGGGCCCCUCAGGGUGUGUACGUUAACUACUGUUCUGGCAGCUGUCCUUAUCUGUGGAAAACUGAGGAUCCACCCCUUCACACUCUUAUCUUAGGUCAGUACGCAGAGCAGAUAAGAGAAUCAGUGUAUGAACCGUGUUGUGUGCCGGCUAAAUACGAGGCUGCCGAGGCCAUCACUGUUGAGAAUCAGAUAAUUAAGUUUGACGACCUAAGAGUUACUUCCUGUAAGUGUGUUUGAAGUUGCACGUGUGACGCGUUUCCAUGGCGCGCAGCUGCGUCGCCCCAGUAACCAGGCACCGAACGUAUGAGCACAUUUUAGUGGCCCUCGAACCGUGAAGCACAGAGAAAGAACCCGUGGAAUAUUCUCUGGAAUAUUCUCCAGAACUCUAGAAGGUAAGAGGGAUUUUUCUGAGACCAUGGGUUCAAAUGACUGAUGAGAAUUGGAGAGACCGAAAUGUACUGUGUGUGUUAUUUAUGUAUGAUGAUCAGAUUUAUAGUAACAUUAUUUUGUAGCGAUUGUUUUGACGCGUUUUGAUAGGACCUAGCUAGAAAACGGACUAAAAUUUAUUAUUUGAACUUUUUCUUUGUUGAAAGUGGAAAUCAGCAAAAUUCUUUCAAGGAAUAUUUUUGAAUUGUUGAAAACAGCAUCAAAUGUUGUGUUAAGUUAAACUAUAACUCUAAGAUGCGUGCUUGUGUGUGUGCUUUAUUUCUAUUUUGCUUUAAAUUUUGAUUUUAUCUUACAGUUACUGAAGUCGAUACCUUUGUCGCAAUAAAGAUUUCCUCCUGGCAUGAGUGUACGUUUCUUUUUAAAAAUUUCAUUUCCGGCUAUCGCCCUACGCUAAAAUAAGCAUGUAUUUGAUAAACAAUUCCCUCUGAAUUGACUCAGAAAAUGAUAGAAAGAAGGUCCACAACAUAUCGGCUUUGAAUUCGAGGAAUUUAAUUUAGGUUUAGUUUGAAUUUUGAUGUAAAUAAGAGUUUAAAUUUAAAAUAUAUAUGAUAAUGAAUCUGUAUAUUAGCCAGAAUUUUGAUUUCACCAAUCUUUUAA
Messenger RNA from Bolinopsis microptera, 2218 nucleotides. RefSeq names its product transforming growth factor beta-1 proprotein-like. Gene Ontology annotation, cellular component: extracellular region. The record is from RefSeq and is a predicted model, not a curated record. The coding region runs from base 422 to 1411 and encodes 329 amino acids. The transcript has 10 exons. Gene Ontology annotation, molecular function: growth factor activity; cytokine activity. Lineage: Eukaryota; Metazoa; Ctenophora; Tentaculata; Lobata; Bolinopsidae.